Molecule: messenger RNA, 5593 nt
Organism: Myodes glareolus (Bank vole)
Lineage: Eukaryota; Metazoa; Chordata; Mammalia; Rodentia; Cricetidae
Source: RefSeq, a predicted model, not a curated record
GAGAAAUAUACCACGCCCCAGUGGGCUGGUAUUUCAGCGGCUAUUGGCUGAAGGAACUGAAGGUGCUCCCGCAGCAAUCCUUGACUGAUAGCCGUGCCCCUGCCAAAUCCACCAGAUACCACUCCCCUGCCAUCAGGAACUCCUGAGGGUCUUGUGCUCAGAGCAGCUGCAAACACAUGAAAACAAGUUGUUUUGCUCAGAGCAGCUGCAAGCAUAACAAGUUGUUUACAGGAUAUUCAAGGUUUGGGGAUCCACAGCCCCCAACACCUGGCCUCUAUGGCUAACUAGUGGCUUAUCUCUGCACUCUGAUCUUCAGACAAGUUUUAUUGGUUAGAUCACAAAUAAAAUAUCACCACAGGGCUUAUUCCUGUGAGAGGUUACUUCUCCUUCUCCCAGCAGACUUUAGGUUCUUGUAGUUCUUUGUCUAGGGGUGGAACUCUGUGAGAUUUUUUUUACCUUCCAUGUUAGCAUAUCUCUUGUUACUGCUAUUGUUACCAUCCUAUCGAUGUAGCCAUUUUUUUCUAGAAGAGUCUGUUUCACAAAAGACUUCCUGGUAUUCUGACUCUUACAGUCUGUUUACCCCUAUUGGACAAUGUUUCCUGAGCCAUAGGUUCAGGAGCCAAAAUGUAGAUGUAUCUAUUGGGGAUAGGAUCAUUGGGAUCCAUUGAUCUCUGUAUUGUGUCCAGUUGUAGUUUUCUGUGGUCUCCGUUUGCUAUAGAGAGAUGGUUUAUUUGAUGAGGAAUGGUACCUAUUCUUAUCUGUGUGUAUAUACAGGUGAUGCAGAGUGGGAAACGGAAAAAUGGGAGGGGAUUCCAUCUGGGGUGCAGGAAGAAAGUUCAAUACAGAAGAAGGAAGAGGAACAAAAACAUUUUAUUAUAUAUGUGAGUGUGUGUAUAUACACAUACCCAAAACCAAUUUGGGCUAACAAUGCUUUCCACAAGACUCAUAGGCUAUCUAACAAAAAGCCCAGUACCAGGCAUGGAAAAACUCCUUUCUAGUAGGUGAACAGGGUGGUCCAAUGUCUCCGAAAAGAGUAUAGAUACAGCCCUUGAUUCCCUCUCAGAGACUGAAGGUGAGCUCCUAUGGAUAAAUGUGCUGCACACUUGAAUAAUUUAUGUUGGGUCAAAAUGAAACCUGCUGCCCUUUGGUAUAAAUGGAAAAAUACUUGCAUGCUGCCAAGGGAGAAAGCUGUCCAACUUAACAGUCACCUGUGAAUCAUAACAAUGACCAGCAUGGUAGGGUACCCAUAAAGUUGCAAUAGCAGUACUCCUGUGUUGGUUGUGACUAGCAGCUGUCUAAGUGGAUUGAAGGACCACUCAAUAAAGAGAAAUCAUGCUUGCUACUGACAAUCCAGCCAGCUUCCUAGAGUAAGUGAUGUCACAGGCCUUUAAAGAGAAUGUACCAGUGCUACCUGGCCAACCCAGUGUGAUUCCUGACUACAUUGUAAAUCAUUUCCUUAUACAUUCAGGUAAGUGAUGGCUAUUUUCCUUAAUUAAUUAGUUUUGAAACCUAUAUGUUUAAAUAUUUUCUUUUCAUUAUUCUGAAAUUUACAAGGAGACUCAUUUACCUUUGUUUUAAAAAGUGGAAAAUGAGUUGAAUAUAAAAUGAUGUACAAGUUCUGUUCUCCUGCAAGUACCUCCACUUUGAAAUAUUUAAAUUGAUAUUAAGCACUAUCCUAGGGUGGCCAUGUAAUGUUUUUAUGGUAUCAUUAUGAAUUUAUAAAUUCUAACAUUUAAGUGUUUCACCUAAUUACAAUUAUUCGUACUCAAAGUUCCUAUAUUUGAUUGGUAGAAGCUUGUCAAGUUGGCUUCUGAUUUGUUUUGGCACCAACUAGCUUUCAAGAAUAAAACAUCCCAGGUUCACAUGAUAUUUCUAGACCUAUAGUCAGUCACAUGGACCCUUGGAGAGAAGGCUAGCAUUAGGAAAACAGAAAAGAAACAACUUCCUCUCAGGGAAUUUCUCCAAACUUGGUUCAGAAAUCCUUCAAACCAAAAAUUUUGCUUCCAACAAAACUGGGAGAUAUAGACUGCCCUAAUAUAUACUGCAGAGUUGUUAGUCUGUAAUCAGACUCUCUGCCAUGAAUGCAUGCUGAUCAAUCAAUAUUUCACUUAUUUGCAUGGCCUUCAUUUUUAUAGUGGAGAUGACAUACUUGGAAAUUGUAUUUACAGUGGCUCAUUCUAAAGCCCCAGCAAUAAACAUUGAAUCUACUGUCCUGCCCUCAUCUAUAUUGCAGGGAUUACAUGCCAGGGAAACCAAAAAAAUGAAUCAGCUCACCAGACUACUUCACCUAAGCAAAGACCUGCACAGUCACUGUCUCUUGUUAUAGGCAGACACUAUAACAAGACUUAAAGGUAGAGAAUAGACAUAUCAGUGGCAGAUUGUGAUGUUUAUCCUACCUCUUUAUCCCUAUUCUAUCAGUGAAUUCCCUCAAUUAGGCCACUAGGUAAAGUUUAGGGCUUGGAGAAAAAGAUUAGGGAAGUUAUUUAAGAAAGAGGGAAAAUGAUUGGAUCAUUAAAGUGUAUUCCACCUUACAAUUAAUCUUCUUUCCCAUUAGAUUAGUGAUUAUGAAUACAAAACCAACCCCGUGGUCAUGUUAAUGAACGGUUCCCCAUUUUCAAGAGUGUGGGUAUAAAAGUGAAAUAAACUGAAAGUUGGAUUCAAGUCAGAGAGAUUUGCCAAGAAAGAACAACAAAUGGAAAGAGGGACCGGAUAUUAGAGCACACGGAAGGCAGAGUUAUGAUCACAGGAAGCCACUGAGGAACAGAAAACAUGACAUUGCCUGGAAUGCCUGUGUUUCCGACUGUGUUUGUGGGCCCUGUGGACCACAUGGGCAAGCUGGAGGGCAAGCGGACAUGCUCUGCGCAGACCCAAGACUGCAGUGGAGUCUCAGUAUUCAACACACCUCACACCUCGGAUUUGUGUCUUAUUAUAUAUUCCUGGCUGGCUUUGAACUCCUUGGGAUAUAUCCGCCUUUCCUCUAGAGUACUGGAAUUAAAGGCAUGCCCACAGCACAGCCCAUUGUUCCUUUGUAAAUUCUAAGCUCUCUUGACUUGCCAGAACUACUCAGCACUGCUGUCGGGUGUUGCCUCAGUUUCCUUUUUAGGCUGUGCCCUGGAAUCCAGCCUUUUGCUGAACUUUAUGAGAAGAACUGGUCAACUUUGAUCUCCACCUCCAGAAGCAAUGCAUUUUCACUGAAGUCAUGGAGCUUUGUUUCUCUUCAUCUUUGACAGGUUGGGAUAAGGAACGUUUUCGUAAUGGACACCUCAUCCAAGAAAGACGCCCAUUUGUUCCACAAAAACCCCUCGCGACCUGUCAGAAGGCAAUCCCUUAAAGCCGGGUGUCCACCCCCAGAGGAAGCGCGACCAUGCUGUGGCAAACUCAAGGUGUUCCUGGGUGCCUUGUCUUUUGUUUACUUUGCCAAAGCAUUGACAGAAGGCUAUUUGAAGAGCACCAUCACUCAGAUAGAGAGAAGGUUCGAUAUCCCUUCCUCUCUGGUGGGAGUAAUUGAUGGUAGUUUUGAAAUCGGGAAUCUCCUGGUCAUCACAUUUGUUAGUUACUUUGGCUCCAAACUCCACAGACCAAAAAUAAUCGGAGCAGGCUGCCUGGUCAUGGGAGUCGGAACACUGCUCACGGCACUGCCACAGUUCUUCAUGGAGAAAUAUAGCUAUGAGAAAUAUGGGAAGUAUUCUCCCGCUGCCAACCUCACUCCCAACAUCUCUCCAUGCCACCUGGAGUCCAGCAGUCUGCCACCAAGCCUAGCCACGGGGAAAUCACCAAACAAAAUAAAUGACGAAUGUAAAGGGGAUAUCAGCUCCUCCAUGUGGGUUUAUGUCUUCCUGGGAAAUCUUCUGCGAGGAUUAGGGGAAACUCCCAUCCAACCCCUUGGCAUCGCCUAUCUGGAUGACUUUGCCAGUGAAGACAAUGCUGCUUUCUACAUUGGGUGUGUGCAGACAAUGGCAAUUAUAGGGCCCAUUUUUGGCUUCCUCUUGGGUUCAUUAUGUGCCAAACUAUAUGUUGAUAUUGGCUUUGUGAAUCUAGACCACAUAACCAUCACUCCAAAGGAUCCCCAGUGGGUUGGGGCCUGGUGGCUUGGUUACCUAAUAGCAGGGCUCCUAAGUCUCCUUGCAGCUGUCCCUUUCUGGUGCUUACCCAAGACUCUACCGAGAACCCAAAGUAGAGAGGAUUCUGGAUCCUCAUCUGAGAAGUCCAAGUUCAUUAUAGAUGACUCUAUUAACUACCAAAUGGCCUCUGGAGAAGAAAUGAAAAUCAUGGAAAUGGCAAGAGAUUUUCUUCCAUCCCUGAAAACUCUUAUUAGAAAUCCAGUAUACAUCUUAUAUCUGUGUGCAAGCACUGUUCAAUUCAAUUCUCUAUUUGGUAUGGUGACAUAUAAACCAAAGUACAUUGAGCAGCAGUAUGGACAGUCAUCCUCCAAGACCAACUUUGUCAUUGGGCUUAUCAACAUUCCUGCAGUGGCUCUUGGAAUAUUCUCUGGAGGAGUAGUUAUGAAAAAAUUCAGGCUGGGAGUGCUCGAAGCUACAAAACUCUACUUGGGAUCAUCUGUCUUUGGCUACCUCCUCUUCCUCUCUCUGUUUGCCCUGGGAUGUGAAAAUCCUGGUGUGGCCGGACUGACUGUGACCUACCAAGGAACCAAACCUGUUUCUUAUCAUGAACGAGCUCUCUUUUCAGAUUGCAACUCAAGAUGUAAAUGUUCAGAGUCAAAGUGGGAGCCCAUGUGUGGGGACAAUGGGAUCACAUAUGUGUCAGCUUGUCUUGCUGGCUGUCAAUCCUCCAGUCAGAGUGGAAAGAACAUUAUUUUUUCUAACUGCACCUGUGUGGGACUUGCAGGCCCUAAGUCAGGAAACUGGUCAGGCAUGAUGGGCAGGUGUCAGAAAGAUAAUGAAUGUCCCCAAAUGUUUCUGUAUUUCCUUGUGAUUUCAGUCAUCACGUCAUAUACGUUAUCUCUAGGUGGCAUACCUGGGUAUAUAUUACUCCUGAGGUGCAUUCAGCCACAUCUUAAGUCUUUUGCUCUGGGUAUCUACACCUUAGCAGUAAGAGUUCUUGCAGGAAUCCCAGCUCCUGUGUAUUUUGGUGUUUUGAUUGACACUUCAUGCCUCAAGUGGGGAUUUAAGAAAUGUGGAAGCCAAGGCUCCUGUAGACUGUAUGAUUCUCACGCUUUCAGACACAUAUACCUGGGACUAACCACCCUCCUUGGUACGGUGUCCAUUUUCCUAAGCAUGGCUGUGCUUUUUAUUUUAAAGAAAAAGUAUGUUUCAAAACACAGCUGCUCCAUACCCACAAGAGGCAAAGCAGUGGCAUCUUCAAGCUUCAGGAUGGAAGCACGCGCUGCGAGGGAUCGUGGGCUACAGCCUAAGUACUGGCCCGGCAAGGAGACACGACUUUAGGAAACUCGCGGAAAACAAACAAACAUGGAGGUCAUUUUAUCCAAUACACAAACGUUCUGCCAACAAAUAAAAUUAUAAACAAAAGGGCUUCCCCAUGUAACGUCUUUCUCCUUUCAAAAGUGUGUCUGCUUUUCUUUUGUUUUUUAGUCUAAGCUAUAGAUGGUAGACCUCAAUAAAUAUCACUAAACAUA